ACUCAAACUCCAGUCUGCUCCAUCUCAUGUCAGAGCAACACAUCGCUGCACCUUGAAGCUAAACUCAUUUUUUAAAACGUUUUGGAGAAAUUCGUCCAUGGCAUCGAAGAUGAAAGACAGAAAGAGAACUCCAAUUUCUCACAAAGUCAUUGAGAAACGGAGACGGGACCGUAUUAACCGCUGCCUUAAUGAACUGGGAAAAACGGUGCCAAUGGCACUGGCAAAACAGAAUUCUGGAAAACUGGAGAAGGCUGAGAUCUUAGAAAUGACAGUGCAGUAUCUGCGAGCUCUGCACUCAGCGGAUUUCCCCCGUGGGAGAGAAAAAGGUGAACUUCUGGCUGAGUUUGCCAACUACUUCCAUUACGGAUACCACGAGUGUAUGAAGAACCUGGUGCACUACUUGACCACAGAGGACAGAGCUGAAACCAAAGACAUCAAGUACGCACGGAUCCUCGCCUUCUUACAGUCAAAGUCCCGUGUGAUCACCGAGCCGGUGUUCGGCUCGUUGCCAGAACCAUCUGAAUACCUCGGCCAGUUGCACUCGUCUCCGGAGCACCAGAGCCACAGUCCAUCUGACUCCGUGUACCAGCAGAGUCCACCGGGACACUUCUCCUGGCACAGCUCGGCACGCAGCCCGGGCAUCUCGUACCCAACCGUGCCACUCUCUGCGCACACACAACAGCACGGUGGAUAUUUGUCACCGGUGCAGGGACUCGAUCACCACUAUUUCAACUUCAUCGGGCACACGCACGCAAACACGUUUAGUUUGCACAGUGCGCAACACGCCAUGUAAAUCAUUUUUGCUCUCUUGUCUUAUUAUUUUAUUUAUAUACAUGUGAAUGAUGGAAACUGCUUCUGUAAAUACUGUGAAUAAAUAUUUCUGACUAAAA
Molecule: messenger RNA, 890 nt
Organism: Solea solea (common sole)
Lineage: Eukaryota; Metazoa; Chordata; Actinopteri; Pleuronectiformes; Soleidae
Gene: helt
Product: helt bHLH transcription factor
Exons: 4
Coding region: 98-793 (231 amino acids)
Biological process (GO): regulation of transcription by RNA polymerase II; regulation of neurogenesis; anterior/posterior pattern specification
Cellular component (GO): nucleus
Molecular function (GO): DNA-binding transcription factor activity, RNA polymerase II-specific; protein dimerization activity; RNA polymerase II cis-regulatory region sequence-specific DNA binding
Source: RefSeq, a predicted model, not a curated record